This is a messenger RNA of Pogoniulus pusillus (Red-fronted tinkerbird), 2511 nucleotides long. RefSeq lists its product as uncharacterized. The record is from RefSeq and is a predicted model, not a curated record. Bases 1047 to 2366 code for a protein of 439 amino acids. The transcript is spliced from 2 exons. NCBI's taxonomy places the organism in Eukaryota, Metazoa, Chordata, Aves, Piciformes, Lybiidae.
CAGAUGCUGCCUGCAGAGCGAAUCGGGGCGUUCCUUGCAGAGCGGCGCUGGGCGGGCGCCGGCGGCCCGCGGGAGCGCGAACGGGGCGAGCUGCAGAGCCGGACGGCCUCGCCGGGCGGUACGCGCCGGCGCUUGCUGAGGAGGCUGGGGGGGUCCCUCCCUCGCCGCCUCCUUCGCAGCUGCGCUUGGGAAAUGAGGAGGAAGGAGAGAGGACAGCUUGCGCCCUGCAUCGUGUAAGCUGGGACCUGCCGUUUGUAAACCUGCCGUGCCUUCGGCGUGAUACGCUGCGCUGCUUCUGCUCCGCGGUUGCCUUAAACAGUUUUCCGGGAUGGUAGUGGAGAAAUAAGCCUGACACAUUUGUUUUUCGACUGUCUGCUGGAAGGACGCAUUGGCUCGGGUACUGGAAAGUGAUGAGGCACUUGUAGAAGCACCAGAAACAAGCCUGGUACAAGAGGAGGAUAAGCUGCCUUUCGGAUCAAGGAUUUGCUCCGUGCCUUGGUCUGGGUCUUAGACAGCCACUGUGGAUUCUGCGUUUUGAAGCUGCCGCACCAUGUUUUAUUUAUAAAGGAGAUGGAACUCUGCAAACCAGUUAAAUGGAUUACAGUUAAGCAGUUACCUACAGAAGAUAAUGCUGCCUUCUGUAAUGCUCCUUCGUUUGGAAGGCUUGUUUGGGAGAUUUCAGAUACAGAUUCUGACCUGGAAAAAAGAUAUGAAGCCUUCUGUGGAGUGUUUUAAAUACUUGAGCCACUGCUGGGUUUUGUUACACUUUUUCUGUGACGCUGGGAAACUUCUGUUACUUUCCUACUGAAGCACUUUCUAUUUUAGAGGCAGGGAAGCCUCGCAUCCGGGUAAAGUUGUAUUAAAACUGGUGCACUAAGUAUGAACGAUCUCAGCCACCUCCUGAGUUACGAUGUAUAUUUUGUGUCUGUGCAUCUUAUGUAAGGGCUAUUUUGCUAGAAUUAUCCAGAGUGCUAGUGUUGUUUAACGAUUCCCCUGUAUCCAUGAAAACGGAGGUAUAGUGGUGCACUUGUGCAAGUACGUUGAGGAUGGGGAAGCCGCUUAGCAGGCCGGACUGUCUGCGUCAGAACCCUCCGUGUGUUAGCAAAGGGGAAGAAGAUGAAGAUCUAAAUAUUGAAGACUGCUACGUUCCCCAGAGGUCCAUCUAUGACACUGUACGGCUGAAUGAACAGAUCGAUUCGGGCUCCAAGGGCAGCCUCUCCUCGAGGCAUUUCACAGACCGGACCUUACCCUACAGUCAUAGAACACUGGACAUCAGCACUUUGUGCUCUAAUGGUGCACUUACUUCUUCCAGUGUUUUUGAGCUCCGAAGCCGUGAAGCUAGCAGGUUAGAUGAAAAAAUGAUCUUUGAUGCUCUCAAACUUAACAGCGAUAUAAUUCGGACAGCUGGAUUGCCCAAAGCCAAGUCUCACACAGAAAAGAAGGAGCACAGGCGAUCGUGGAGAAUGUUUGUGCCACCCAACUUUUCAGAUUACACGAAUAAAAGUGAAUGCUCCUUUAAUGAAACUGCUGAUCUGUCAGAUACAGCCAGGUCCAGCAAGUGGGGCACCAGUUCUCUUACCUCAGAAGAGGAUGAUUCUGGUUUAUGCAGCCCUCCAGCAGAAAGGGAAGAAAAACAAGAUACACUGUUAGCAGGGGAGCAAGCUCAAGUACAAAGCUUAUCUUCUGCAGAGGAUAUCCAAGCAGUAGGUCAGUUAAGACCGUAUUUCCCAGCAAUUUGCAGAGAGCAGCAAACCCCACUACUUGCAAGCAGGAGUCUCCCUGUCAAUGAAAGCUGCAGAUUGGCAUUGCAUGACACUUUGCCCGCUGGAAAAGUAAAACAAAGCCAUGCACAGACAGGUGAGAGUGAUCAGGAAGAGAUGGGAGGGAAAUACUCUCACUUACAAAGCUUCAAAGAGGGAACACUGUCACACAAAGGUCCUCUUCAAGGUGACGGAAGAAGUAUUUCCCUGAACAAAACUUAUGUGGAAAAUGCAUAUGAAGUUAAUGAAAAAGUUAAAACACAAGUCACAACAGUGGAGGUGGAUAACGUGGAUGAGGCAUCUUCUCAUGUAGAUGUUUAUUUUGCAAACAUUGCUGUAAAUACCAGUGACUUGGAUAUAGCAAAGAAUGAGACUUCGUCUGAGACAGAGGAAUCCAGUAUAGCACAUACAGGCUCAAAUGGGCUAGAAUUUUCUGUUCAACAGCUUGAACUAGAUAGUACAUUAAACUGUCCAAAAGCUUUACCAGUGAGAAGCAACCACAGUCUCUGGACUACUGGCAUCCAAGAAACCUUAGAUACAGUCUGCAAUGGGUUACUGUCUAACAAGGUAAUUAAAAAGACAACCACAAAAUCCAUAGGUUUGUGAAGUAGUUGUAAUGCAGCCUUAAACUUACUUGUUAAAGGCUUUUCUUUAAGUUUGUUUGGUUUGCAAAAAUGUUCUUUUAAAAAGUAAUCUGGCAAAUGCAAUAAUUAAUUGGUGUCUUUUGUAUGGCACACAUAGGAUAUCUCAA